AUGUUCAUUAUCUAUCUAUCUAUCUAUCUAUCUAUCUAUCUCACUUUAUUUUUGAUCUAUAUGUUCAUUUUCUAUCUAUCUAUCUAUCUAUCUAUCUACUUUAUUUUUGAUCUUACCCAGUAUGUUCAUUUAUCUAUCUAUCUAUCUAUCUAUCUAUCUAUCUCACUUUAUUUUGAUCUAUGUUAUUAUCUAUCUAUCUUCUAUCUAUAUCUUCAGUAUGUUCAUUAUCUAUCUAUCUAUAUCUAUCUAUCUAUUUUGAUCUUACCCAGUAUUAUGUUCAUUAUCUAUUAUCUAUCUAUCUAUCUCAUUUAUUUUAUCUAUCUAUCUAUCUAUCUAUCUAUCUAUCUAUCUCACUUUAUUUUGAUCUUACCCAGUAUGUUCAUUAUUAUCUAUCUAUCUAUCUAUCUAUCUAUCUAUCUAUCUAUCUAUCUAUCUAUCUAUCGCUUUAUUUUUGAUCUUACUCUCACGUUAUUUUUGAUCUUUUUGAUCUUAUUAUCUAUCUAUCUAUCUGUUAUCUAUCUAUUUCGUUUAUUUUUAUCUUAUCUAUCUAUCUAUCUAUCUAUCUAUCUAUCUAUUUCUAUCUUUACUUUUUUUAUCUUACCCAGUAUGUUCAUUAUCUAUCUAUCUAUCUAUCUAUCUAUCUAUCUAUCUAUCUAUCUCGCUUUAUUUUUGAUCUUACUCUCACGUUAUUUUUUGAUCUUACUUUGA
This is a messenger RNA of Acanthosepion pharaonis, 708 nucleotides long. The record is from the annotation of a GenBank genome assembly. Lineage: Eukaryota; Metazoa; Mollusca; Cephalopoda; Sepiida; Sepiidae.